Messenger RNA from Lepidothrix coronata (blue-crowned manakin), 6829 nucleotides. RefSeq names its product F-box protein 31 (gene FBXO31). The record is from RefSeq and is a predicted model, not a curated record. The transcript is spliced from 10 exons. The coding region runs from base 1 to 1713 and encodes 570 amino acids. Gene Ontology annotation, molecular function: protein binding. NCBI's taxonomy places the organism in Eukaryota, Metazoa, Chordata, Aves, Passeriformes, Pipridae.
AUGGCGGUGUGCGCACGGCUGUGCGGAGUGGGGCCGGCCCGCGGCUGCCGCCGGCGCGGCGCGGCCAGGGAGCAACGCCGCGGGGCCGCCGACAGCGAGCCCGACACCGACACUGACCCCGAGGAGGCGGGCGGCGGAGGCGGCGUCACGGAGGACGAGGAGGUGGCGGAGCGCAUCGAGGGCGGGCGGCCCGCGCCGCCUCCCGUCGAGGCCGGCCCUGCCGGGCGGGCCCCGCUGUCCCUGCUGGAGCUGCCCCCGGAGCUCCUGGUGCAGAUCUUCGGCUCCCUGCCCGGUACUGACCUGCCCAGCCUGGCCCGCGUCUGCACCACCUUCCGCCGCAUCCUCCGCACCGACACGAUCUGGCGGCGGCGCUGCCGCGAAGAAUAUGGAGUCUGUGAAAACUUGAGGAAAUUGGAGAUCACAGGAGUGUCCUGUCGAGAUGUUUACGCCAAACGUAUAAACCCACGGGUGAAGUCGGGGCGUUUUAUGAAAAUCCUUCCCGACUACGAGCACAUGGAGUACAGAGAUGUUUACACCUGCCUGCUGCACCGGUACCGGCACAUCCUGGGACUGUGGCAGCCGGACAUUGGGCCCUACGGGGGACUGCUGAACGUGGUGGUAGAUGGUUUGUUCAUUAUUGGAUGGAUGUACUUGCCACCUCACGACCCUCAUGUUGAUGAUCCCAUGAGAUUCAAACCUCUCUUCAGGAUUCACCUCAUGGAGAGGAAAUGUGCAACAGUGGAGUGUAUGUAUGGUCACAAGGGACCUCAUAACGGCCACAUCCAGAUUGUAAAGAAGGACGAGUUCUCCACGAAAUGCAACCAGACGGAUCACCAUCGGAUGUCAGGGGGAAGGCAGGAGGAAUUCCGGACGUGGCUACGGGAAGAGUGGGGUCGGACUCUGGAAGACAUCUUCCAUGAACACAUGCAAGAGCUCAUCUUGAUGAAGUUCAUCUACACCAGCCAAUAUGACAACUGCUUGACCUACCGCCGCAUCUACCUCCCCCCCAGCAGCCCCGACGACCUCAUCAGGCCAGGGCUCUUCAAAGGCACCUACGGGAGCCACGGGCUGGAGAUCGUCAUGCUGAGCUUUCAUGGGAAGAAAGCCAAGGGGACUAAAAUCACUGGAGAUCCCAACAUCCCAGCUGGACAGCAGACUGUGGAGAUCGACCUGGCACACCCUCUGCAGCUGCCCGACAUCGAGAACCUGCGUGACUUCAGCGAGCUGUCCCGCAUCGUCCUGGAGGUGCAGGAGCAGGUGCGGCGGGAGGAGCAGGAGCAGGAGCAGCGGCAGGAGGAAGAGGAGCGUUCCCAGCAGGCUGCCUCCCAGCCUGCUGCCAGUCCCCUGGGAGGAGAAGGUGCCGAGGGGGAAGAGACUGCAGCUGGUGCAGAGGGAAUGACCCCGGACAAGGCACCAGCUUCCCAGCCCUUCGUGCUGCCCAUGGGAGUCAUUUCGAGGAAUGAGGACUAUCCCCGGACCUGCCGAAUUUGUUUUUACGGGACGGGGCUCAUCGCCGGCCACGGCUUCACCAGCCCCGAGCGGACGCCGGGGGUGUUCGUGCUCUUCGACGACGACCGCUUUGGGUUCAUCUGGCUGGAGCUGAAAUCCUUCAGCCUCUACAGCAGGAUCAAGGUCUCCUUCCAGAACGCAGAAGCGCCUUCCCGUGAGGCCUUUGAUGAAAUGCUCAAGAACAUUCAGUCCCUGGCGACCUGACGGGUGGUUUGUGACGGACAGGGCUCGGGGUUGCAAAGGCUGCUGCGCUCCCCCAGCCAGAGCUGGGGGGGGAUUCCUUGCUCUCAGUACCUCUGGAUAAAAGCAUGCACUUUUAAUAAAAAGCCUUUUUACCCCAAAUGUACACACCCCAGUUAAAAUAUCCAUGACUGCCCUUUCCUCCCUGCCACUCCACGCUGCUUCCCAGCAGUCCUUGUUACCCAGUCUGUGGCAUAGCUUUGUAGAGCUGAAGGGAUCCUGCAGAGGAGGAAAAAGAUCUUUCUUACUGCAAAAAAAAGAAUGUAUUGGGACAAAAAUAAUGCCAGAUGAGAGGGACAGGCAGUGACAAAGCAUGUCCUCCUCUCCAGAGAAACGUUUCUCUGGGUGUAGCAUUGCCAGGAGAGGGUGGUGUGAUACCUUCAUCCUUGGCUUGGGAAUUGGAGUGUGUGGUUUCCUUUGGAGAAGUACCCUCAGCUUGGCAGCGAGGGGAGGAUCCCCACUGCAAAUGAGUGUGUGUAGCAUUAUCCUGGCUUCUGGAGCUUGAUGGAUGUGCUGUCCCUGGGGCUCCAGGUCUGUGUGUCUCCCUGAGGAGAUGGUUCUUUUUUCUUACAGGAGCUGGGUGUGGAACUGGAAAUGGGUGUAAACUGCAAAAGCUGAUGUGUUCCAACUGCUUUGUAUCUGAUUCACCUCAGAUCUUGUAAAAGUGGGUCUGAAAACGUAAAGGAAGGAGCAAAAAGAAAACCAACUGUGAGAUAAGGGCAGCUGGAGCCUGCUGGCUCUGAUCUGUGAUGGGCAGCAGAAGGUGCCACGUGUCACUGUCACUGGUGUGACCCCAGCUGGGUGUCAUUCCUGUAUCAGGUUGCCCUUUGCAGUCCAAAGGACCGACUAGGGAUUCUCCUUGUGUUGCUGUGGCUCCUUCUGGCGCCUUUUGCAGUGGGUGCUGACAGGUGGGUGCUGCUGCUCCACUCACAGCACCCUUCUGUUCCCUUUCUAGUUGUACUUGUCUCAUCCUAGAUGAUUGUUGCUUCCACAGAAAGCUUUUGAGCUUGAUUUCUUUCCAUGAUACCUGCAUUCUGUGGCAGAUCUGAGCUCCACUGGGAAUUGUGGGCUGCAGGCAAGGAAGUAGAUUCCCUAUAGACUGUUCUGUACAGGAAAUCCUGGCCAGUGCUCAUCUACAGACUCUGAGUUGUGCUAUAAACCAUCAGCAUUAACAUGAUCCUUUGUUGCAGUUUCCCUCUGGCUGUGAUGACAAAGUCCAGAUUCCUUCUCUUCUACCCAGAUCAUUGUCUAAAAAAAACCUCUGCCUUUACAUCUUCUGCAGGUUUAGGUUUGUAAAUGUGUCUGUACAUGUGCUGGGAGUUCAGUCCCUGCCUGGUUCCACUGCCUGUGAGCAGCUUUUAUUCUCACUCUCACAAGGGCUUUUUGCCAUUUCUGGCUGUCGUGUGUUCCCUCAAGCUGUGUGAGAACCCAGGCUCCAGCAGAGACGUUGAGCAGCAGGUCAUGUCACUCACAGGAUUAAUUCCUGUCUCUUUGGAUAGAGUUUUACAAACGUCUGGGAAUUUGAAGGUGAUUUAGGGCACUUUUUUCUUUGUUUCCUACAGCUUUGUCAGGAGUGGAAAAGCUGCCUCAGUGUUAGAGGUGAGGAGCUGAAGUGUUGUUACUGUCCUGGUGAAUAAGCUGUAAAAAGGAGGUUGGUUGUGAGCAGCCUGUCAGAGGUGUUCCUGUGGGCAUCAGCAGAAGGAAGAGUCAGUUCAGAUCACACAGGGCUGGGAGAGAGGGAGGUGGCAGUUCCUGUGCCUUGGUGAGUGGGCAGAGAAGUGACCUGGAGCUAAAAUCAGGCAUCUCAGCCUUUUGCUGUAGCUGCUGAGCUCUGUGCAGAACAUGUGCCUGAUGUUGCAGACAGAGGUUUCCAGGUUUGAUGCAGGUUUCUGGGACACCUAAAGAUGUUCAGUGCUGGGUUAAUGGUUGGACUUGAUGAUCUCAGAGGUCUUUUCCAACCUGAAUGAUUCCAUGACUAGGACUCUGGUAACUGGGUGGCCAGUUUAUCUUGGAGUUUGCUGUUAGGCUGGUGCAGUCAGCGUGUUGGCUGCCUUGUGUUCUCUUUAACAGCCUAAAGGGAUGAGAGAUGUCCCCUUUGGAAGUUGUUUCCUUUGUUUGUCCCAAGAAACAGCUUUUCUUCUGCUGGAUCCAUAGCUCUGAUUGCAGAUUCCUCCCCACUUCAGUGUCCCCACAAAAAAUAAAGAUGAUAGAGUUUUACACAACUGACUUGAUAGUUUUUGCAUUCGGUUUUUAAAUUAAGAUUAAAAAUUUUAAAAUUGAGAUUAAAAUUUUAUAAAUUGAGAUUUUAAAGUCCAGACUGCAUUGAAUGCCCUGCAAGCACUUGCCUGAGGCCUGAGUCACUCUCCUGAGUACUGACCUGACUCUGUAUCCUCCCUCCUCCUUGCAACCUGUUACAAUGGCUUGGCUGAGUGUGUAAAGUGCCUUCCACCGCUGUCAUGAAAGUUGUUACCUGCAGCUUCCCAGGAGGCUGCUGGGGAGUGCAAACCCAUGGAUACCAGUUGUCAGGAGGGCUUUGCUCCGUGCUGAGUCUGGAUCUGCUUUGUCACCUGGGCAAGGACUUGUUGGUUGGCUGUUGGCACAGGUCGUAGCUUGUCGCUUCUGAACCUUUCCAGUGUCAGUAUCAAGGGUCUCCUGAAGGCGAGACCUGCUUGGCUGGCUGGAGAGAAGGGCUUUGUGGAGUCUUGAUGCCUUGUGGGAAUUUUUCACAGCUCAGCUUUGCCCCUGUAGUGGCAUCUUUUUAUUUAUAACUCACCUGGUUGGCCUCAAAAUGUCAGGAUGUGCCUGAUUAAAGGCAAAACCGCCGGGACCCCCUGGCUUUGUUCUGUCUAGAGCAAAGGAAAUAGCAAGUUUGGUAUUAAUAUUCCUCCUCUGACACCUUUUCUCACCUUCUGCUGCUCCAAGCCUGGCAGGUUUUUCAGUUUUUUGUGGCAUUUCAGAACAAAAUUCCCCCUGAUUUGGCUGGGGGUGAGUAAAGCCGUGAAGAUGGUGAAUUUGGAGACUGGCAGAAGUGCUGGGGGUGCUCCUGUGCCUGUUCCUCUGUGCAUGGCUGCAUCAGUGCUUUCAGAGCAAAGCAGGAUAACAUGAUGGGGAGUUAAAACUCACAACUCUGAAAUCUUUGGGAAAGGGGAACGAGCAAGGGGAGUGGGGACAGAUUUAGGAGCAGGCAGUUUGGAUCUGAGGAUCACCCAUGGCUGAGGGGGAUGUGACCAGUGUCCUGAUCCUGCUUUUCCUAAAGGGAAGCAGUGCUGACAGGACAGGCUUUUGCUGUGCUGGUUCAUCUUCAGUACAGGCUGUACCACCCCCUGCACAGCAUGUCUUCACUGCAUACCCUGCUUCUUUCCCAAACCCUAGUUUUCCAGCUUGUUGGGAUCUUUCUGUGAGCUGUUGACAGGGAUAAUGUGUGGUGGGGCCUUGCAGAUGGCGAUAAAUUCCUGGUGCUGACGUCUCCUCGUCCUGUUGGCUCUGUGGAAAAUCUUGGGGACAAUUGGCUUGAUUUCUUGAUCCCAGAUGGGUGGAAAGUGCUGGCGAAGAUGGAAAACAACUUGUCAGGGGUAGGAAUACUCUUGGCAGAAGCCUUUUGCAUUAAACAAAAGCAUUUGCAAUGAGGCUGCAAGAGCCCCAAUGGCCACAGCAAGACCUGGGCCUGAAUUCUGGCUCAGGAACAAGUGAGUGGUUUACGUGCUCAGACUGUUUUGUGCUCCUCAGUCCUGCCCUCUGUGUUGUCAAAACACACGGAUUUGGCCAGCUGGAAAGCAGGAGCAUCAAAGCUCCUCAUGCAGCCAGUUUGUUUGCCUUGGGCCUUAUUUCAGAGCUGUGAAUGUGCUGUGCUCGGGCGUUGUGGUUGUAGGAGACUCUGCAGUGCACGGGGAUUUGUCAGGCUGGUUUUUACUGAGGAGGAGGAAAAGGUGGAAUUAUUUGUAAGUUUGGGUGUGAGCUUCAUUCUGGAGUGAACAGCAAUGCUGCCAUAGGAGUCUGGAAUGGGACAGCAGUAGUCAGAGGGCAGUUUGUUGGGAAAAGUGCACUGGGGAGAAAGGGAAUUCCUGUGCAAAUGUGCAUGGAGGUGUCAGCUACCAGGAAAAACCCAAACUGCAGCUGGCUCAGUGUUUACUUUUAAACAAAUGACUUUUUAUUGCUUUUUAUUAAUUUAAAACUAGUGGAACCUAAUGGGAGUGUUGAGUGUUGUGUGGAAAUGGAUUGUCUAAUCUCAAUUUGCUAGUUUAGGGAAUGAUAAUGGAUUAACUCUCUCUUGUAGCUGGUUGCUCACGUGGCCAAUAACCCUCCGUUGUGUUCAGCUGCCAAAGGAUUGUGCUGCCCUCAGACAGCAUCACUUACCAGUGGGACAGUGAAAUAUUUGAGAUGUGAAGUGGAGGAUAAGGUACCAAACUGUGAGUGCCACUGACCUUUGGGGUUUUUGCGUGCUGAAUUAAAAUGUAUGAUUCUGGUUUUUGUUUGGAUUGCAGUCUUUUUAAUUUUUGAGGCAAAGAGCACUCAGAUCAACUGUGUUUAUUAGCUUAAUUAAAGCAUUCUGCACUUUUUUUUCAUUGAUUGAUACUCCUCCUUCCCUGUUUCCGUGUGUAUUUUGCACUCACCACUUUAACAUGACACUGAUGGAUUAAUCUGGGCAUCUCCUGUAGGCCUUGAGUGUAAAUAAGUCUCUAUAAAGUAUCCCGUGGUACUUAUUAAAAAUGAAGGUGAAACACCAGAUCCCUGCUUUGUACAGAGGGCAGUGGGAGCAAAAAGGUGAGAUUUUCAUUCCAAAAUACCAUUUGACAUCCAGCACCUUGGUUUCAUGCCACAAAUAUCCUUGUGGAACAUGGUAACUUGUAGUUUAAACACCUUACCUGCCCAGUCUGCUCCCCUGUUCAAGGGAGGGGGUUUUGCCUGUCCUUUUCUUCGUGGGUUUGAGAGGAAUGGGAUGUAUAAACCCAACACUUGGCCUACUCCAUCCUGGGUUUUGGAAAACUGAGCGAAACGUGUGUGUUACUUUUACACCUGAUCAUUGUUACCCGAGAAGCCUUUUCCAAUUUCAAAUAAUAAAAAGCAAUGUUUUGUGAACUUA